Molecule: messenger RNA, 2379 nt
Organism: Phacochoerus africanus (Common warthog)
Lineage: Eukaryota; Metazoa; Chordata; Mammalia; Artiodactyla; Suidae
Gene: CEP43
Product: centrosomal protein 43
Exons: 13
Coding region: 54-1250 (398 amino acids)
Biological process (GO): microtubule anchoring
Cellular component (GO): centrosome
Molecular function (GO): protein binding
Source: RefSeq, a predicted model, not a curated record
GGCUGCGGCGUCGGCCGUUGGCGCGGCUUGGGCGGUUGUCUUGGAGAAGCAAGAUGGCGGCGACGGCGGCCGCGGUGGUGGCGGAGGAGGACACCGAGCUGCGGGACCUGCUGGUGCAGACGCUGGAGAACAGCGGGGUCCUGAACCGCAUCAAGGCCGAACUCCGAGCUGCUGUGUUUUUAGCACUAGAGGAGCAGGAAAAAGUAGAGAACAAAACUCCUUUAGUCAAUGAGAGCCUGAAAAAGUUUUUAAAUACAAAAGACGGCCGGCUGGUGGCUAGUCUCGUGGCGGAAUUUCUUCAGUUUUUUAACCUUGACUUUACCCUGGCUGUUUUUCAACCUGAAACCAGCACGUUUCAGGGUCUCGAAGGUCGAGAGAAUAUAGCCCGGGAUUUAGGUAUUAUUGAAGCAGAAGGUACUGUGGGCGGACCCUUACUGUUAGAGGUGAUCAGACGCUGUCAGCAGAAAGAAAAAGGGCCAAGCAGUGGGGAAGGGGCUUUCCACCUGUCUGAUGUGCAUUCUCCACCGAAGUCCCCAGAGGGGAAGGCAGGUGCACACACCCCUCACAGCAAGAUACCAAGGUAUAAAGGACAAGGUAAGAAGAAGACAAGCGGGCGGAAGUCUGGCGCCAAGGCCAGCACUGAUGCUAGUCAGAGCGACGCCAGUGUGUCGUCCUCGGAGCCGAAGAGCAGGGGGAGUCUUCCCUUACUGGCGGCCGAAAGUAAAGUUGGGUCUUUGUUAAGCACCCAGAGUCUGGAGGGUAAAGACGGAGCUGGGCUUGGUCCAGGGGAGGAGGACGUGGAGGGAGAUUCGUUCUUCGAUGACCCCAUCCCUAAACCAGAAAAGACGUACGGGUGGAGAAGUGAGCCUGGGAAGCAGGUAGGAAGCCUCGCCUCGCUCUCUGACGCGCCCCCUCUAAAAAGCGGACUCAGCCCCCUCGCUGGCGCGCCCUCGCUGAAGGGCUCCGAAGGUAAAAGGGGAAACACAAUUUUGAAAGAUCUUAAAUUGGUCGGUGAUAAAAUGGGAUCGCUCGGAUUAGGGACCGGAGAAGAAGAGGACUAUGCUGAUGAUUUUAACAGUACCAGCCAUCGCUCAGAAAAAAGCGAGCUGAGCAUCGGUGAGGAGAUUGAGGAAGACCUCUCUGUGGACAUCGACGAUGGCAACACCAGUGAUAAGCUUGAUGACCUGACGCAGGACCUGACUGUGUCCCAGCUCAGUGACGUCGCAGACUACCUGGAAGACGUUGCUUAGGCGCCACGGAAGGAAGUGUUGCCAUCGGCCAAGGACAGAGGGGACCCCGACCAGUUCCUUUUUUUGUCCCAGACAAUCACUCUGCUGGGACGUCUGCUCCCCGUUGGUGCCUUGUGUUUCAAAAGACUACAGAUAUUUUUAAAAAGUAACUUUUCAUUUUACUAAACAAAAUACUUCCUAUUUGAGCCCAUACGUGGAAGAUUCCAUACUCUUGAUUUGGCCUAGUACACAUUUCUCUGUGGAGAUUGAUUUUCUAGGCUCAGAUUCCCUACAAGGCGCGAGCCCGUGAAAAUGGCAGUGUUGCCGCGUACGGAAGGCACGGGUGCAGCCGAGGCCGCCCGCGGGUGUGCCUUGGUGCCAGCCGCCGGUCGGAGCGCUGGCAGUAGCUGGUCCUGCUGGCGUUUGCCAGGCGGCCUGGGAACGGUAGGCCCGAAGCCCAUCGCUCUAAGUUACAUUUGAUAGGUCGACUUUCUUUCUCUUUCCUUCCAUUGGGAAGGUUUGUUAGACCGUUCAGGUUUCAUUAGCAUAUCUUGUGUGCUCCGCAGUUUUGCUUGUUUUGAAGAAAUCCAGAGAUGGUUGUGACUUUUGAGUCAUGGAAUUGUCCCUGACAGCCUUUGUGGUCACUGCCCUGUGUCCCUAGAAGAAGCUUUACUCACAGUUUUCUCGUCGCUAUAGUUAUAAUUUAUUAUUUGUAAAGAUGCCUUGAAACAUAUGAAAUACCAAAUGCAUCUGAAACCAUUGAGCAAGGCGUUUAUUUCGGAUCUAUAAGUUGGUCAUAUUAACAUCCACAUUGGACUGUGCGGUAAUAGUGGCCUGAGACCACCUCCGCUUUGAGGAGCCUUGCGCACUGUCCAUGGUUUCAUUGUAACCCUUUCAAGUGGAGCCAGUGGUAGGUUUUCAGGCGGACUUGUUUACAUUCUGUCCAUCGUGCUGCUGUUUCUGGAGGUUGCUGAUAUUGGUGACUCUGACGUGUCCGCCGUUAGAAGUGACACCUGCAUGUUCAUAUUGAUGUAAGUCAAGCUGUGAUAAAUUCGGUACUUUCAAAUCUCAUUUAAAGCUCUUUCUUAAGAGUCGCCUUUGUUAAUAAAGGGAGCAAACUGGGCCUGACUCACUGGUCUCAGUAAGCGAA